Meloidogyne enterolobii is the source of this 381-nucleotide messenger RNA. NCBI's taxonomy places the organism in Eukaryota, Metazoa, Nematoda, Chromadorea, Rhabditida, Meloidogynidae. The record is from the annotation of a GenBank genome assembly.
AUGGUUCUGCAGGAGAAAGUUGAGGCGGUUGUUAUGCUGUGUGACACCAUCGAGCUCAAUCGUCCCAAGUGUCAUCAGUACUGGCCGAAGGAUAAUGCGCCGGAAUCUGCGAUCACAAGUCGGGACGACAACAUAAGAGUCCGUUUCGUGGAUACCGAGGCACUGGACGACAACCAUCUUAUUCGGACGCGCCUUCAAAUAACCAGCGACAAUCCGAAGCGGCAGGCGAAUGUUCGACACUUCCAUUGGAGACGUUGGCCCGAUCGUGGAGUGCCGAUGAAUCACCUUGCUGCGCUCCGACUGCUCUUCUACAUCGGGAAAUACAAGCCGAUAGUAGUCCACUGCUCGGCAGGUGAACAACUACAUAAACUUAAUUUUUAA